Dentiscutata erythropus is the source of this 228-nucleotide messenger RNA. Lineage: Eukaryota; Fungi; Glomeromycota; Glomeromycetes; Diversisporales; Gigasporaceae. The record is from the annotation of a GenBank genome assembly.
AUGCUAUUGGUACUUCAGAAAGAGCCAAAAAAAUUAGAACCUAUAAUUGACCCUAUAAUCGAAUUACUGACCACCAGUAGAAAAAGCGUUAGAAGAUUAUCAAAAACAGGUUCUUCAUCAACCACUACCUCUAAACCUAAAAAAGAACCAACUCCUAAUCAACCUACUAUAGCACCAAAUAAGGACCAUCAAACUUCUCAACCACCAACUUCUUUAGCUACUUAUUGA